UUGUUUAUUUCAAAAUGGCGUCGCCCACGACAUCCCAAGUUCACGUGUACGUCUAUGACUUGACUAAAGGGGUUGCUAAAUCGAUUUCUCCGUUCUUGUUAGGUAAACAACUAGCAGGAAUUUGGCAUACAGGGAUAGUUGUCUUUGACCAAGAAUAUUUUUUUGGGUCUGGAGGAAUUGACAGUUGUCCUCCGUGUGGAACUGUUCUAGGAAAUCCUGACAGAAUUAUUGAUCUUGGAACCACAGAAAUUCCACUUAGCUUAUUCCUUGAAUAUCUAUGCAGCUUGGGAGAAUCCACAUUUAAACCAGAUAGUUAUGAUUUAUUUACACAUAACUGUAACAACUUCAGUCAAGAGAUAGCUGUUUUUCUAACUGGAAAAUCUAUUCCACAAGAAAUUUUAGAACUACCAAAUGAAGUAUUAUCAACUCCUUUAGGAAGUACGUUAAAGGCUUAUUUGACUAAUCUCAACAUUCAACAAAAUCAUUCAUUGGAUUUUCCUGAAGAUACUAGACAUAUUGAAAAUUAUAGCCAAUUAGAAAACCAUCAGGAUGAUCUCUCUGCUUGCAUGAAAUCAGAAUUAAAUAUCACCACUGAUCUUAAUCCAGCAAAAAUAUUUGAUGAUGAUAAUAUGGCAGAAGUAGUAAAUAGUUUAAUUUCAAAAUUACCACCAAAUAAACUUGCAGAAAGUGAGCUGCUAAGGAAUUUGGCAAAUUAUUCAAAAGAAAACAGAGAUAUCUUUAAUUUAGAAUUAGUACAUUUACAAGUACUUGGGAAUUUAUUAGACAGAGAAGAUACGUCAGAAAUCCAAAAAUUGAUUCUACAAAUGUUGCAAUCUUUAGCAUUAUCUAAUAAAUUUGUAUUAUUGUUAAGUGAAGAUAAAAACAACUUUAUCAUGAAAUAUAUUUUUCAUAUGAGUGAACUGCCAGCUGAUUUACAAUUAGAACUUUUAAAAAUCUUAUGCAAUUUAUCCACAAUUGAGGAAAGUUUUAAGUGGUCUAUGUCUGAAAGGAAGUGGUCCUAUUGUGACAGAAAUCUAACUAAUUGUAAAGUAACAACUAAUGCUGUUGUGGAUAGUUUAUUGAGUGAAUCUUCAGAAUUGCAAAAUAUGGGAUCAGACUUUUUAUAUAAUCUUUCAUUAAAUAAGAAACUUGGUAAUAAUACAAUCACUGAAUUAGCUACUGCAGUUUUGCAACUUUUACAAGCAGAUUUAUCUGAAGAAACAGCAUAUAAUUGUUUGGCAGCAUUCUCCAAUUUUUUAAAUUCUCCUGUGUUCAUUGAUUGGAANAAUCAGAAACAAAAGAUGAAAAAUAAGUAA
This is a messenger RNA of Centruroides sculpturatus (bark scorpion), 1316 nucleotides long. RefSeq lists its product as uncharacterized. The record is from RefSeq and is a predicted model, not a curated record. Lineage: Eukaryota; Metazoa; Arthropoda; Arachnida; Scorpiones; Buthidae. Bases 15 to 1316 code for a protein of 433 amino acids. Gene Ontology annotation, biological process: protein modification by small protein removal. Gene Ontology annotation, molecular function: peptidase activity. The transcript is spliced from 11 exons.